AUGGAGAGGGGAUCAUUAGUCAUACCUGAAUUUGACAAUGCAAUAAAUAGAGAGGGUUUUGAUGAGACCGACCAUAUGGAUGAAAUGCUAGUUGAUCUAGUCAGGGCCCAUCCACUGCGCAGAGAUGAACCAACACCAUAUGCUAAAGCUUUCUACAGGAUGGUCGCUAGUGCAGAUGAGUUGGUGCACGAGAAAACCAAUCACUCAUGCAUGUCCACGGUUGCUCGAUUGCUUGCCGUAAAGUCACGAUACAACAUGCCUAUUGCAGAAUAUGAUGACAUCUUAGAUAUUGUCCAUGAACUUCUUCCUCCAGAUUCUAAGCUACUUGACAACUUCUACCAAUCAAAGAAAUUAUUGGAGGGUCUUGGUAUGCCAUAUGUGAAAAUUGAUGUUUGCUACAACAAUUGCAUGCUUUUCUACAAAGAUAAUGAGAAUAAAGAGAAAUGUGAUUUUUGUAAAGCCAAUCGAUAUGAGGAUGGAGAUAAGACCUCAUAUGGGUGUUAUGAUAUCAAUGGAUAUAGAUUUCGCUCUGAGAAAUAUGAGAAAGGAAGACCAGGGCUAACAACCAUUAAUACUGGUGUUUGUGUUACUUCAUAUGAUGAAUCUGAUAACGCUCUUGAGUAUUAUGGUGUCAUAGAAGAUAUCAUAAAGAUAAAAUGGGAGGGUAGUAUUAAACUAGAGUUGGUUUUGUUUUAUUGCCGCUGGUUUGAUCCAACACCUAAUGGAUUGAGGCGCACAGAAGACCUAGGGUUGGUAGAGAUCAAGCAUGCAGCAAGAUUAAAAAGUUUUGACCCAUUUGUGAUGGCUAGUCAAGUUACUCAAGUUUACUAUCUGUUGUACCCAUGCAAGGAGUUGUUACCAUGGUGGGUUGUGUAUCAGGUUGCUCCACAUGGAUGUGUACCCCGAAAUACCGAUAAUACUGAGUCAAUGAGUUCUGAAGAGACAAUACAUGAUGUCUAUCAAGAGGAAGGAUUGGAUGGUACCUUUGUUAUUGAUUUGGGGGAUGCAUUGGACACCAUAAUCUCAUUGGGCUCUAACGAGAUAACUGACCCAAAAGACUUGGAAACAAUAGAGAAGGCUGUUGUUCAAGAUGAAGGAUAUGAUGAAGAAGAUAUUGAGGAAGAGUAUGAAAGCACAGAAGAAGAGGAGGAACCAAUGGAUGAAGAGGCUGAGGAGACUUAUGAUCCAAAUGAUUUCUGA
Messenger RNA from Miscanthus lutarioriparius, 1200 nucleotides. Lineage: Eukaryota; Viridiplantae; Streptophyta; Magnoliopsida; Poales; Poaceae. The record is from the annotation of a GenBank genome assembly.